AUGGCAGGCGGCGCUGCUGGGGUUGAGGCCGGCGCGUUGGCUCUGGAUGAGAGGACGAUGUCAGCUCGUGGUCCUUUUUCUGUUUGUUCCAUGAUGAAGUGGCCGGAAAGAGGUCCGGAUGUGUUUUCCCAAGCUCGGCGCUGCCGGUCUUUGAAAUGUUAUGGGUGGGGAAAUUUCAAAGUUCUCGGGCUGUCUUUGGUUGUCUUGGGUUCUUGCAAAUAUGGCAUUUAUUUGCUCCGGUUGCGAGCACCAAGACUUUUGGUGAUUUUGGAAACGACAACAAUUGAAUACUUUACAACUCUCGAAUUCCAGCCCAUACAGAGGCAUAUCCCGUUUAUGCAAUUGCCUACUGCGGCUCCCGAAAUUUUUCAAGACAACCGCUCUUGGCCAGGUACUUCCAGGCUCACCCCAGGGCUGGUAAAUCUCUCCUCAAUGUGUACGCACCUUAGUUGUGGUGAACUAGUUGCGGAUCCCCCAGCUGCCAGAGCAGAGAUGCCGGGCAACGAAGCUAUGGCUUCGCUUGUAGUCGUAGACGUCGAGUUCGGUCGGGAGAUGGGUUCAAGAGUUAAUAAAGGCAAUGAAGAAGGUCCGUCCUCCAUGACUGAUCGAAUCGGCGGCAGAACCGGUGAUGCAACGUGUGCACUUAUAGGUAUCGGAGCAACAAUCGGUGGCAGACUGUUCCCCAGCGCGUAUGUCAAUGCGGAAGCCGUGACUGCGAAUGUCGGAAGCCUCGAGUAA
Messenger RNA from Pseudomassariella vexata, 738 nucleotides. RefSeq lists its product as uncharacterized. NCBI's taxonomy places the organism in Eukaryota, Fungi, Ascomycota, Sordariomycetes, Amphisphaeriales, Pseudomassariaceae. The transcript has a single exon. The record is from RefSeq and is a predicted model, not a curated record. Bases 1 to 738 code for a protein of 245 amino acids.